Messenger RNA from Paramecium octaurelia, 1003 nucleotides. The record is from the annotation of a GenBank genome assembly. Lineage: Eukaryota; Ciliophora; Oligohymenophorea; Peniculida; Parameciidae.
UAUGAAGGCAGCUAAUGAGGCCAGAAUAGGAGACACAUUUAGACAUCCUCUAUCUAAGACUUUGCCUGAAACUGGUUUUGAGUAGGUGAAGCCAUUGGUUUAUUGCGGUAUUUAUCCUGAAGAUCCUGAUGACUAUGCUGAAUUAAAUAAAUCAAUAUUCAAAUUGGCAUUGACUGAUCCAGCUGUAAUUAUUCAGAAGGAGAGUUCAGCAGCUUUAGGAAAUGGAUAUCGUUGUGGUUUUCUUGGAGUUCUGCAUAUGGAUGUAUUUAGAGAGAGAUUGGAGAAUGAAUAUAAUUUGAGUGUCUUAUUGACAUCUCCAAGUGUUCCUUAUAAGGCAAUCUUGAGGAACGGAAAGGAAGUAAUGGUUGAAAAUGCAAUUAUGGCACCAGAUGCAGCAGUCAUCAAACAUUAUGAACAACCUAUGGCUAUUGCAACUAUAAUGUGUCCAGAAGAGUACAGUGCCUCGAUAUUCUAGUUGUGUGAUGCAAGGAAUGGCAGAGUGGUGGAUUAAGAGAAGUAUGACAAAUAAGAUAGAUACAUAUUUAAAUUCCCUUUGAAUGAAAUCAUCUAGGAUUUGUUUGAUAAAAUAAAGAGUGCAACUAAAGGGUAUGGGUCAUUGGAAUACGAAUUCUGCGGAUUUGAAAAAGCGAACAUUGUUAAAUUAGUAAUUCAUUUAAUGGAUGAUCCAGUGGAUGCAUUGUCGUUUAUGGUGCCAGAAGAAAGGGCUCAUUAAUUGGGGAAGAAGAUUUGUUAAAGAUUGAAGGACAACAUUCCUUAGCAUUUAUUUGUUGUAUCUAUUUAAGCUAAGGUUGGUGGCAAAGUGAUAGCAGCAGAGAAGAUUGGAAGUACUGGAAAAAAUGUAACUGCUAAAUGCUAUGGAGGGGAUUACACAAGAAAGAAGAAGCUGUUGGAUAGAUAGAAGGAGGGGAAGAAGAGGAUGAGAGAAGUCGGCAGAGUUACUGUAAGGAAAGACACCUUCAUUAGUGUAUUCAAAGAUGAUUGA